This is a messenger RNA of Brassica rapa (field mustard), 4502 nucleotides long. RefSeq lists its product as uncharacterized. The record is from RefSeq and is a predicted model, not a curated record. Gene Ontology annotation, cellular component: cortical microtubule. NCBI's taxonomy places the organism in Eukaryota, Viridiplantae, Streptophyta, Magnoliopsida, Brassicales, Brassicaceae. Gene Ontology annotation, biological process: cortical microtubule organization.
UUUGAUACAGCUUAGAUUUGGAGUCGGUUGAUCGGUACAUAUAUUUCUCUGUACCCGUUCUUCGUGGGCUUUAAUGGAUCAAAAGGCCCAAUAAAUUAGCUACUGGGCUUAUUAGAUGUACAGUAGUAGAAAAAAAAACAAAUUAAAAAAAAACCCAGGUCGCGAGGAGUUUGAAUCACACGAUAUACGAAGCUGCUUCAUUGGUCAGUCCAUUCAAAUACCAACCGUCAGAUCACACAUCGCCGUUAUACAUCAAACGGUUCAGAUCUAAUAUAUGCAGUCAAAGGGACCUACAUCAAUUACAUCGAUGCCCCCCACCUCCAACGCUCCACCUCCUGCAAAAGACUAGAGUACCUGACAAACAGAAUAGUGGUAGUUUCGUAAAAACGAAUCUUUCAACAAAGAUCAGCUGAAAGCGAUAGUGUGAAGAAGAAGAAGAAGAAAGAGGUUUUUGAUAAUGGCGAACGUUGUAGCUCGAGACGUAGAUGAGGAACUCUCUCUGUUCCUGGAGAUGCGAAGGCGCGAGAAGGUUCAAGGCGUUUUUUCUCUCUCAGAGCCUGGAACAAACAGUGUUGAGGAGACUACCACAGAGAGUUUAGAGUCAACAACAACGAGAUAUGUUCAUCUGCGUAGGAGCGGUAUUGAGAAGUUCUUGGACUCUGAGAACAACAAAUCAGAUUAUGAGUGGUUACUUGCGGCUCCAGAGACAGGAGGUGAGGAAGAAGCGCAAGAGAACUCUAUGGUUAAACUCAAGCAGCCUAAAGCAGCUAGGUCCACUGUUCUAACACCACGGGUUGAAAACAUAAUGCAAGAACCUGUGACGUUGAACGUUAAGGCUUUCAAGAAAAUCACAAGGUUGGAUUCUUCAACAGCUGUUAGCAAACAAUCCAACACCAUUGCAGAUUCAAAAACAAAAAGCAAGCCUUCAAGACAAACCACACCAACUCCACGAACCACAGUAUCUUCCACAAGACCAACCAACUCUGCUUGUAGAACCUCUUCAAUCAAAUCAAAUCCACGAGCAUCCCGUUCAUCCUCUGUGGGGAAGUCAGUUCCUACUGCUGCUAAGUCUACGUCUUUAACAAUCCGUGAAAUACCGGCUAGACCCGUCUCAGCUUCCAGGGGCAGAGGAUACAGUUCUGGUGGCAGAUCAACGGGAAGGUCGUCCAAGAUUAGUGAUGAUGUGAAUCCUGUUUUGAUGGGGACUCAAAUGGUGGAAAGAGUGGUGAACAUGAGGAAACUGCCACCUCCAAAACAUGAUGACAACAACAUGAACUCGGGAUUCGGGAGAACUCUCUCUAGGUCGUCUCUUGAUAUGGCCAUGAGGCACAUGAACAUAAAGCGUAGCGUUUCGGGGGUAACAAGCAAUGCCACAAACUCAAUGGACAAGAAGGAGUCAUCGCCAUCCUCUUACUGCCCUAAUAUGCCAGCAUUCUAGUUAAUGAAAUUCUCUGUUGAUUUUGUAGCAACAAUCUUGUGGAAACUACCUUAUUCUUAGCAUAUAGACGUUACAUAUCAUAUUCUGAACUUAAUUUUAUUUGAGAAUCGUUCCUCGGAAUCAUUGGCUGAUUACAAGUUUGGUUACUUGUGAUAUACGUAAUUAUUCAUCAUUGUAACCCGUCUUCUCGAAAGGAACAAAAAAAAAAGUGGUAAUCCAGCAAGUUAGUGGUACACACAUCUUCUGCAUGUUACACAAGAUUUUGAAAAUCUAAUCAUUUCAUAUUAUACUAUAGGGAGAGUCUUUUCGUCCAAAGGACAUGUGUAACAAGAGCAUAUAACAAGGUAAUGAUUUAGUAAUGUAAUGAACUCAUGCCGUGUUUAACAAGGGAAACAAUAACCAUCCUCUGACCAAUGAUCCAAGUGUCUCAUCAAGAGCAAUAGACUCCACGUGAGAGUUUCAGAGUUGUUCAACAAGAACUGCUCAGCUCACUUCUUCAUGAUCUGGCUUUCACCAGCAAAAUCCUUCGGACCAAGAGAGAUCUUAGCCGUUGACACUCUCUUCACCACCAAUCCCAACGCUUGCUUGGUGAUUCUCUCCAACUCCCUAGACACACCUCAAGGACACACCAUCCUCAACCCGUUUCUUUCUCUAGGCUUUAACCUCGUCGCCGUAACGCUAGACAUCCCGUUCCUCGUCGAAAACACACCCGCAGAACCUUGGCUGAUGAAACUAAAGAGCGGUGACGUGGACCCAGGCUCCAUCUCUUUGUUCAUGAACCUCUCUGACCUAACGAGACUCGCGGUGCUCUACAAGUACGGAGGUUUCUAACUAGACACAGACAUCAUCUCCCUCAACGACAUGACGCGGCUGAGAAACGGUAUCGGAGUACAGACUUUGGAUCAAGAAACCAAGAAAUGGAAAACGCUAAACAACGCGGUGAUGGUAUUUGACCCUUACCAUCCACUUAUGAGAGAGUUCUUGCACGAGUACGCCGCAACAUUUAAUGGAAACAAAUGGGGAUACAAUAGUCCUUGUCUAGUCACUAAAUUUAUCAAGAGGUUAGGACACAAAGCUGAGUUCAAUCUCACGAUCUUUCCGCCGGAUGCUUUUCUAUCCAGUGAAUUGGCUUGACAUCCCUAGGCUUUUCAAGAAACCAAGAACCUUAGGAGAAGUAGAAUAGGUGGAGAAGACGGUUCAAGAGAUGAGCAAAGGGAGUUACAUGGUGCAUCUGUGGAAUAAAGUCACGAGAAAUAUUGAGAUUGAAGAAGGAAGCGUGAUGCAUAAACUCAUCUCCACACACUGCACAGUCUGUGGAAACAUCAUAAACUCUCACGCUUGAGUUCCAAGAAGAGACAAAGAUUCAUUCAUAUGUUUAUAGAUUCUCGUUUUAUUACAGUGUUUACACUUUUGCUUUAGUUUUUUUAUUGAUAAUCUAAAUCAGUUUCCUCUAAACGACAACUCGAACGUUGACUUAAUCACAUACAAGUCGAAAGUGAAAAUGUUUAGAUAAGAGGUGGCAAAAGUGGAAAGGAUAGGCUUUCCGUUAUCUAAUGUUGCUAGAGACAAUUAGUUUUGUUGAUCUGGGUACUUAGUUGGGCUAUUGGACUUAUUUAGGCCCAAAUAUAUUGGGUUGAAGGCUUAUUUACAUGAUAUGUUCUUGUUCGACCAAGGUUUAGCUCUUAUAUACCAUUUGGGAGGAUCCAAAGUGAGAAAGAAAACACAAAAGCUACCAUGUUAAACGAUGCCUGAUAAGGUUUGGACAUAAAAUAGUAAACAAACUUUGAAUUAUAUUAUAUUUUACGUUAUUUUGAAAAUUUUGAUGGAAGUAUGUUCUUCUUUUUGCUUACCCUGUUGUAGAAUGCUAUCAAAUAUUUCUCUUUUACAAUUACCUUCUUUAAAAUACAUCUUGCUAUGCAUCCAUGUUAACAAGAAUCUAUGUUUACAAAAUAGUCCAUCUUUCACUAAUGGAAGUCUCUAUUAAAACAAAGAAAAAAACAUCUGUAACAAAGUUCACAUGGCCAAAAUCAGAACAAAUUGAAAGACGAUUCACAUCUCGCCACAUUAGUUAGGAGUCGUGACUAUUUGACCCACUCAGUGGCCAGCGUUACUUCAACCCUUCGUAGCGAGUCCCGGCUGCACUUCUCAAACGCAAAUCACUCACAUUCACAUUGUGGUGCUGCAUUCAUAUCUUUCUUUUGUUCUUUCCACAAAAAAUGAUUAUUCGCUACUAGACUAAACAUUUUCCCAAGGCGCAUUACUUUUUUUCUACAUACCAAUUUAAAACAAAAGGUCAAACUGAGAGUACAGAAUGAGAAUACUAGUAAAUAUUAUAUAGUUUCUUUUCAUCCAAAGUACAUGUGAAACCAGAGCGUAUGAUAUGGGUAAAGAUUGAGUAAUGAUAUGAACACAUGUCAUAUUUAAUAAGAGAGACAGGAACGGUCCUCUGAUCCAUUCCUUCAAACUUCAAAGUGUCUGAAUAGAGAGAAAGAGUGAUAAGUCAAUAAUGGCACGUGACUCAGAUGAAGAAGCCACGUGCGGUCCUCCCCACACCCAUGUGCUCCCAUAAAGAAAUGACCGGCUCCGUCGCUCCAACAUGUCCAUUGCUCUAUGUCCCUAUUUAUUUCCCAAUUAAGUAAACUUGCAAAAAAUAAAUAUCCUUUUCCACUAGAUCUGUUUUAUAAAUGCCACAUUCCGGUAUUUAUGCAUGUUUUCUUACAUUUAUAACAUUUAGUUUAUUACAUACUAAUUAGUAUAAAAACGUUAGAGAAAUCUAUUUUCUAAAGACAAAUUCAUUAAAUAAUUCGAAUUAGCUACGGCAACAAUGAAUAUAUGAUAAUAAGAAUUAUUAUGUGUUUCCGGAAAAAAAAAGCAGAGAAGUCAAUACAUUUUUAGCCUAUUGUUUUAACAAUACCAAAUUAACAAAUCACACACUACUAUAUUAUCGACCUAAUUAACGAGUGAAAAAUACAACACCCAAAACAAACUAAGAGCUUAACACGCAUUCAAAGGGGAUGUGUAAUAAGUACACUAUUUUGGUGACUUUUUUACUCCCACACGUAUA